Messenger RNA from Paralichthys olivaceus (Japanese flounder), 2110 nucleotides. It is a transcript of the gene swi5, whose product is annotated as SWI5 homologous recombination repair protein. Gene Ontology annotation, cellular component: Swi5-Swi2 complex; Swi5-Sfr1 complex. Gene Ontology annotation, biological process: double-strand break repair via homologous recombination. The record is from RefSeq and is a predicted model, not a curated record. Lineage: Eukaryota; Metazoa; Chordata; Actinopteri; Pleuronectiformes; Paralichthyidae.
AGCGUCAGUCUGUUUGCCGUCAACCGCGAACUACAAACUUCCUGCUCUUCACGCGCGGCUCUUCUACUGCGAUGAAUCGACCGUAACAUUCACGGCAGCAUGAACUCAGAGCAGCCGGCUGAGACACACCGUGGGGAAGACAAGUGUUCGGUUUCACCGCCGGAGGAGAACGACGUGAAGAGGGCAGCCAUCAGACGAACUCCAUUUCCCAAAUUUAAGAGGGUGCACUCCAACUUCAAAUCACCUAUUCAAGUAACUGAGAGGGCUAAAGUUAGUCCUGCAGAGGAGGUGGCAGAGCUAGAGACAAGAAGAGAUCAGCUGGACACAGAGAUAGCACAGCUGGAGGCUGAGGGAUACAAAGUAGAGGAGCUGGAACAUCAUAUUGAUAAGCUGCAUGAAUACAAUGACAUCAAGGACAUUGGACAGUCACUCCUGGGCCGUAUUGCUGCUCUGAGGGGGACCACCACACGAGAUCUCUACAGCCACUUUGGUCUGGAGCUGGAUGACUGAAAAUAUAGAAUGAAAAUACAGUGGUGAGAACGGUUCCCAAACACCGAGGGGAAGGGAGGCAUGAAGAUAAAAAAGAAAAAGGAGCAGAAUAACUUUUUGAUAGGAGUUUGGAUGUGGACUAAAGAUGAAGAAACUAUAUUGAUCUGAACUUCCUCAAACACAUUAUUCCUAAAUCUCUCUCUGGUGUUCGGUUGGGUUCAGAUAUGGAGACAAAGACCAUUAGGGUUAGGCUGAUGGAGCCUUAAGGAAAAAUUGAGGUUUUCCAGAAAGUAUUUAUUUGGUUUACGUAGAAACGCCGCUCUGCUCCUCCACGACUUAGCCGUGAACAUAUAAAAUAGAAAUAUUUCCAUAGUGGCGAUGACAAAAGACGCCCAGUCUCAACUCAAAGCUAACAUGUAAUUAAUUGUCAUACUCCUAUAAAAGCAGUGAGCCCUAGCCUUAAUAGAGGCAUUUGCAUCUUUGAAUCCUUCCGAGACACAACUUUGAAAGGACUUGUUUUGUUGUUACAUUUGCACUUAUCUAAAUGGGGUUUGGAUAAGGGUAUGCAUGCAUGAUGACUUUAUGAUUAUCAGUUGUUUGCUGGACCUUAACAUGUGAAAUAAACAGCUUCAGCUCCGAGUAUAAUAUGCCUUGUAUAUUGACAACAACAUACAAUAAUGUACCACCUAUAUAGUAUAUUUCUAUUUGUAUUGCCACCUCCUAGCACACGAAGGAAACUUAAGAGAUACGGAUACAUUGUGGAUGCAACAUUAGUUUUUGUGAAAUUAAUCAUCUGAGUUUAACUAUUCUAGGUUAUCAACAGUCUCCAAAUUGUAAGUACAUGCUUUUUGCUAAGUAAAAGUGUAACAGUUAAAAAUAAUCCACUCUUUUAACAUGCGUGACUGUUGAAAUCAAUCUCAGUUGCGACAGAUGAAUGUUGUAACAUCCCCCUAAAGAGUUAACGUCACUCACUUCACAAAAAAUAUCAGACAACUGUCACACUCAUUUACAGUUUCCCUGUCAUUUCAAUGGGAUAAUCCAAAAGUCGAACAUAGGAGAAAGGGUUUGGUAUCUACAUAACUUCCUUUAUUUAAAAAAAAAUAUGUUCAGAUUGCCUGAAAGGUUCAGUAAAUGUUCUGCACAGACAACGCACACAAGUGGCAUAAUAUAAUGGGUGUGCCCUUAUCUGUCUGAGAACCACUGAUAAUGUGUCUUCUUGGACUUGGAAUGAUAGCGGCUGAGGAGCUGCACAGCUCUGGUGAUGCUGUGUGUGUGUGUGUUUGUGUGUCUGUAUCUCCAUGGCAGUUCUCUGAGUGUAUGAUGAAUAAGUGACGCGUGUGUACACUUUAAUCUCUCAUUUACAGGUCAAAGCUCAUCCUAUUUUCUUAUCCUGAUCUCUGAGCUUAUCAGUCAUACUGUGUUCAGUGUGGUACAUGUUCAUACAGGAUGAUACCAGGUGAUAAGCUCUGAUCACAGUGUAAAAUGCUGACUUCUAUGUGCUCAUGUCUUCUUGCACACGAUGGAAGCUGUGACAAUGGGUUACAAGCUGGUCAGUAGGAAUAUGACUUAAUUCUGUACAGUGUUCUGUAAGAAUUCUAAAAUAAAGCUCUCCAGACCUUCA